Drechmeria coniospora is the source of this 1794-nucleotide messenger RNA. RefSeq lists its product as uncharacterized. Gene Ontology annotation, molecular function: myo-inositol:proton symporter activity. Gene Ontology annotation, cellular component: membrane. Gene Ontology annotation, biological process: transmembrane transport. The record is from RefSeq and is a predicted model, not a curated record. The transcript has 5 exons. NCBI's taxonomy places the organism in Eukaryota, Fungi, Ascomycota, Sordariomycetes, Hypocreales, Ophiocordycipitaceae. Bases 1 to 1794 code for a protein of 597 amino acids.
AUGUGCCAUCCCAUAACGGCGGCUAUACCAUAUCGCAGCCACCAUGGUUCGCCAUUCAAGGCGGUUGAAAAGCUGGAGGCGGCCCAUGUCAAGGUUGACACUAUGACCAACGAUGCAGGGCACCAGCUAGAUCUAGAAGCCGUCGAUGGCCACCGCAGAGGCUCCUUGAUCACCAGGUUCCUGAAGCCGGCGCAUUUUGCUCUCCUCUUGAUUUUCUUCGCCACCAUCGGCGGUUUCACGACUGGCCUUGAUCAAUAUCUCGUCUUCGGCACGAGCCCCCCCCAUCUGUCCCAAAACCUGGACCUUGCCCUGACGCAAAGUAGGCAAGCCAGCCUCAGCGCGCUCGUGGGAGCCGUUGCUGGUGCCCUGCUCUUACAUUCUGCCAAUGAAUAUUUUGGCAGAAAAGGCGCCGCUCUACUCUCUACUUUGCUUUGCUCCACAGGUGCCGCGCUGCACUUUGUCUCCUUCAACUUUGCCAUGGUACUUGCGGCACGCGUCAUCCUCAGCCUGGGCAUUGGCCUUGCGAGCGGCACGAUCCCCAUUUACGUCGCCGAGACGGCCGAGCGCGGCGUCCGGGGAAACCUCAUCUCAUUGUACCAAUGUACCACCAUACUCGGAAACGUCGUCGGGUCCGUCGUCGGCCCCGUGCUGGUGGAGGAGCCCUCCAACAAGUGGCGAUGCCUACUUGCGACCUCGCUAGCCGUCUCUAUCACCAUGUUUCUCGGAGCCCUGCUGCUGCCUGAGAGUCCGCGAUUCCUGUUGCACAAGGGCAGGAUGAUCGAGGCACUCGGCGCGUGGAGACGUAUGCGGUGCCUCGAUAGCUACGAGCAAAAGGCCGAGCUCAUUCUCCUCGUUGCGGCAGCGAGACAGGUGGAAACCUGGGUCGGAGAGGGCCGGCAGUACCGUGUCCCACGCGCCCGUCGCGCAUUCGUCUGCGCCAACAUCGUGGUUGUCAUGGGCCAGCUCACGGGGGUCAAUGCCGUGAUGAACUACCUGCCAAUUUUGAUGAACCGGUUCGGCGUCGGUGAGCAUGACAUGAACUUGACGUCACUCGUGGGCACCGGUGCUCUUCUCCUCGGCUCCAUCCCUACCAUCUUCUUGAUGGACAGGUGCAGUCGACGCUUCUGGGCCAUGGCAACGCUGCCCGGCGUCUUCGUCGGCUUGCUUUUGAUUGCCAUCAGUCAUCAGUUCGAUGCAGCGUCGGAUGUUGAGCUGGUCGCGGCCUUUUAUCUGACCGGCCUCGUGUUGUUCAUGUCUUUCCUUGGAGCCUACACCAGCGUGGCUUGGGUGAUACUCUCGGAAGUCUAUCCGACCCACCUUCGAAGCGUCGGCAUGGCGACGUCCAACACGCUGCUGUUCCUCACAUCCUUCCUCCUCACCAACCAAUUCGACGCCAUGCAGGAGGUCAUGUCCGAGACCGGGCUUAUUCUCGGCUUCUACGGCGGCAUCGCCCUCAUCGGUGGACUGUACCAGGUCUUGUUCCUACCAGAAACGAAGGACAGGACACUUGAAGAGAUGGAUGACGUCUUCUCCCGCUCGGCCACGGACAUUGUUCGCGAGAACUGGACUGCGCUCCGGAAGACGGUAACCAGCCCUGGCCAGGGACCCAUCAGCAAUGCAGUUGCCGAGCAGACAAAGAAAAAUGAAAAGCGGCCAGACCUUUCAGGAGGUGAGAAGGCGGCGGCGGUAUUGCGAGACUGCGAGGCGGCGCUGAAUGACAACGACCAAAUUGAUGUCAAGCCUUGGUGUAUAGGAAAAUGGGACAUCGGCAACCGCAACGUUGACGACAGGUAG